UUUGUCCAAAAUCCCAAAAUUUCAGGCGGUUGCGGUGUAGUAUUCAAGGUCAAAACAAAGAGUGAAAAACAGUACGCGAUGAAAGCUGAAAGCACGGACCUGAGGAAGCGAGAUCAACUUUUACCGUUAGAAGCACAUGUUCUCAAAAAGUUACAGUUCUCUGAAUACGCUGCAACAUUCAUUGCAUUUGAAAAAUGUCAAAUAGAAGAAAGGUCGUUUCACAUUCUUGUCAUGGCACUUCUUGGCAAAUCUAUAAGUGACAUGCAAGACAAACGUCCCAAAUUUAGUUUCACGAUUGGGACUGUCUUACGGAUUGGAUUGCAGGCUUUUAGAGGAAUCGCCUUUCUUCACAGCAUAUAUUACGUGCACCGCGAUAUUAAGCCUGGCAACUUUGCUGUUGACCGAAUAAACCAGAAAAGAGUAUAUCUGAUUGAUUUUGGGUUAUCGCGGUCAUUAAGGAAGAGGGGAACAAGGAGCUUGAGGAGAGCGAGAAUGGAUGUGCCCUUUCGCGGAACGCCUGGCUAUUGCAGCUUAAAUGCUCAUAAACGGGUUGAACUUGGCCGUCAUGACGAUGUUUGGUCACUCAUCUACAUGUUAGUUGACUUGAUUCACGGCUCUCUUCCUUGGUUUGGUCAACAGCCACGCGAAAAAAUUGCUUUGUUGAAGGAACAUUUAAAUGAUAGUGAAUAUAUGCAUUGUUGCCCGAUUGCAUUCAGAUCAAUUUUGGACUAUCUCCGCACUUUAAGUUACGAACAACGACCUGAUUAUGUUGGCCUAGAAUCGACAUUUAUUGAACUGCUUGAAGCACGUGGAGUUACCAGUAAUCUUCCAAUGGAUUGGGAAUCUGAACCUUUGGAAGAAAAAAAGCCGGAGGGGGCCAAAAAACUCGUAAAGGUCAAGUCUUCAGAAACAUUAUAG
Messenger RNA from Meloidogyne enterolobii, 918 nucleotides. The record is from the annotation of a GenBank genome assembly. NCBI's taxonomy places the organism in Eukaryota, Metazoa, Nematoda, Chromadorea, Rhabditida, Meloidogynidae.